AGGAGAGUGAGUGGAAUUCACGCUGAGCUGGGCAAGAGAGGAAUGCACUCGUCGUUGCUCACUACCUCUGUGCCAUGCAGGUCCAGCAAUGCGUGGUCCAGAGACGACGACGAUGAUGGCCUGCCAGAUGAUCCGUCCAUCGCCAGGCCGACUCCGCAGAGGGCACCACCAUCGUCGUCGACCAGACAUUUCAAAACUCAAGGCAGCCCAUCAGUGCCCUCACUUGGCGCAUUUGCCGAUCCUCUGAGCCCAGAGUCAGCAUGGGCAUCUCGAGGUGGCAGCGAUGCUGGCACCCCAAAGCCUACGCAAGAGGCUCAGCUAUCAAGCAUUGCGCCUGAAUUGGUUCAUCAUCGAGGGCCCAAUGACGCCGACGCCAUGCCUUUGAUGAGCACAAAUGGGCCACUUGACAGCAGCAGCGAAAGUGCAGACGAAGAGGCAUUCGUAUACCAACAGCAAGAUGCGCCUCCUCAUGAGAAUGCUAACGGCGCGCAUCAUCGUGACGAGGGCAAUGAAGAGGAAGAGGAAGAGGAAGAAGACUUUGUUUACCCAUCGGGCACAAACGACGUCGUCCAUGUUGGAAGUGUGACGUCGUCGUCGCCGUUGCCAUCAGAGGGCAUGCAGGGGUCAGGUGACCAGUCCAAAGGGCCGCCUCGCCCUCGGCCACGACCCAUCGACUACCAGCGACUGCACGAGCUAUGCACUUCAGGUUCACUCGAAUCGCUUCAGCUGUUUUUCCAACAGACGACGGAAAUGACUGGCACUUCCUCUUUUGCCCUGGCCAACGAGCCCAAUCCAUCCAGCGGGCAAAUGCCAAUUCACUAUGCAGCAAAGCAAGGAAAGCUCGACCUACUCAAGUGGCUUGUCGAGGAUGUGGGAGCACUCGUUGAGAUUGAAGAUCGAGAGGGAGAGGUGAGUCAUCAUCAAGCGUGACGGUGCAAUUUUGCUCUGUCAACCCCAAAGCUGACUGUCAUUCUUCUACGCUCCCUUUGCAGACUGCUCUUCACAAGGCGGCCCUAGCAGGUCGACUACCUGUCCUCGUCUACCUCCUCUCUCAUGGCGCCGAAGCC
Jaminaea rosea is the source of this 1067-nucleotide messenger RNA. RefSeq lists its product as hypothetical. The transcript has a single exon. The record is from RefSeq and is a predicted model, not a curated record. Bases 43 to 930 code for a protein of 295 amino acids. NCBI's taxonomy places the organism in Eukaryota, Fungi, Basidiomycota, Exobasidiomycetes, Microstromatales. Gene Ontology annotation, molecular function: protein binding.